Messenger RNA from Schistocerca piceifrons (Central American locust), 2013 nucleotides. Its product is annotated as ankyrin-1-like. The transcript is spliced from 4 exons. Gene Ontology annotation, molecular function: protein binding. The record is from RefSeq and is a predicted model, not a curated record. NCBI's taxonomy places the organism in Eukaryota, Metazoa, Arthropoda, Insecta, Orthoptera, Acrididae. Bases 1 to 2013 code for a protein of 670 amino acids. Gene Ontology annotation, biological process: protein localization to ciliary inversin compartment. Gene Ontology annotation, cellular component: ciliary inversin compartment.
AUGACCUCAGCACAAAAGUGGAGACUGGAAGAUGUCUUCAAGUGGUCUCCUAUACGUUUUGCAGAGGAGACAAAUGCGUGGGAAUGGAUAGAGAGAAUGUUGGAAAACGGGUUGUCAGCAAAGGAGCUCAUAACCACGAAGAGAAAGCUGUCCGAUUUGGAGACGGCAGUCGCCUUAAUGCACGUCUUCUGCACGGGCGGUUACCUGCGGCUGCUGCGGCUGGCACUGUCAGUGGACCCGAGAUUGUCAUCGACGAGUCUAGACGGGAAGGGAUCGACGCCGCUGCACGUGGCAGCCGCGAACAGGAGAGACGCUGCAGUGCGGCUGCUGCUGGACGCGGGCGCCGACUGGGAGGAGAGAGACGGCCUCGGGCGCACGCCGCUCCACGUCGCCGCCGCCAGUGGCAGCAUCCAUGCCUUCCGGCUGCUGUUGGAUGCCGGGGUUGACCCAGAGGUUCGGGACUCUGAAGGAAAUACGGCGGUGCACUUCGCUAGCGAAGCUGGCCACACAGGUAUCUUGAAGGCGCUGUACGGCAGGGGCGUGUCGCGUUGUCUAGUCAAGUUGCAGCUGCUCUUGUCAGCGGAGAGUUGCAACGUGGAGGGCGUGCGCCUCGCUCUGAAGCAGACUUCCAGCUGGGGCGGCGCAUGGAGUGACUUGCACUGCGUGGCGAUCAAGGGCAGUGGCACGGCUGUGAGGACGAUGCUGACUGCCGGCGUCGACCCGAACGCCCGCGACGCCAACGGCGACACCCCGCUGCACGCCGUGGCGGCCGCGGGCUGCCCGGGGGCGGCGGAGGCACUGGUGGAGGCCGGCGCAGACGUGGACGCGGCCGACUCGAGCGGCUCGACGCCGCUGCACUACGCGGUGCGCGCUGGAAACCUGGGGGUGGCGCGCGUGCUGCUGGCCGCGGGCGCCAACGUGGAGGCGCGCGACGCCGAGGGCGACACAUUCACAAGGGAGAUGGAGAUAUCAGAGCUGUCUAUAGAAGAAGUGAGACAAUGGACGCCCCUACGCUUUGCUGAAGAAACAUGCGCUUGGACCUGGGUCGAGAAGUUUCUCCAGAGAGGCGUCCCUCUGAGAUAUUUGGAAGCAACAAGGAGGAAGCUCCAGAAUGUGGACUCGGCAACAGAUGUAGUGAGGACAGCGUGUGUCACAGGUCUGUUACAUCUUCUGCAGUACGCCCUCUCAGUUGAUCCCUCUUUAGCAAAGGUAAGACUGGACACAGAAGGUACGACGCCGCUGCACGUGGCCGCCGCCCACAGACGAGUCGCAGUGGUGCGUGUACUCGUCGAUGCAGGCGCAGAUAUCGACUGCAAAACCGGCAACGGUCGGACACCACUGCACGCCGCAGCAUCGGUGGGUGCUGCAGACACUGUGCGCAUCUUGUUAAAAUAUGGAGCCCACUUGAGGGAGACAGAUCGAGAUGGGAAGACUGCCAUGCAGCUAGCAACGGAAAAUGGUCAUUUGCACAUUGCUAAGUCGAUGGAAAUCCACGGAGGAAAUGUGAACAAGAUUAUGCGUGACUUGAUUAGGGCAGGUCAGGCAGGAGAUGUGAAGACGGUGCGGGAGCUUUUGCCAUUGAGCACUCAGGCAGGCCCCGGGGAGUGGACGCAUCUCCACUGGGGGACUAUAAGGGGCACCACAACUCUAUUGAACGCGUUCUUGGCUGCGGGGAUGGACCCGAACUCCGGGGCUCGGCACGACCUGAGGGACAACGACGGAGACAGCGCACUGCACCGCGCGGUCUCCAGAGGCUCGCUGGAAACUGUAAGCGCGCUGCUGGAGGCUGGAGCCAGAACGGAUGCCAAAGACGCUCAGGGAGAGACGCCCUACGAUCUCGCGCGGAGGUGCGGCUACACUGACUUGCUGAGACUGCUUCGUCUUAUGCCCUCAGGCGUUGCACUGAUCAUCGAGCCUCCACACAACUUCUCACAUUUCACGAAAAAUACAUUUUUGCAUAAUAUAACAAGUAAGACUUACCUGCCAGCUCUGACGUGGGAGAGUGAAGGCUAG